Striga asiatica is the source of this 1991-nucleotide messenger RNA. The record is from the annotation of a GenBank genome assembly. NCBI's taxonomy places the organism in Eukaryota, Viridiplantae, Streptophyta, Magnoliopsida, Lamiales, Orobanchaceae.
UUUUGUUUCUAAUGUUAAUUUACACUGAUCUUUUAUUUAUCACAUUUUAUAAGAAAUGAAUGGAGGUCAUUUGCACAAAAAAGGCAUUUGAUCAGGUCAUUUAAAUGAAGAUCCCCUAAAAAUAGAGGCCUAAGUGAGAAGUUUCAAACUUCCGGGGUCAAAACGUAAAUAAGAACAAUUUGAGGGUCCGAGACUCCAAAUCGGCCGAGCUCACUCAUCGUCUCCAAAAAUAUUCAUUUGCCCCGGCGACCAAAAAUCCCGGCGACAAAUCUCCUUCCUCUCCAUGCAGAUCGACUUUCCACCUUAAGGAAUUCGAAUGACCUAAUUUUCCCUGAACCACUUCACAACCACAAAGCAAUCAAGAUGGUACUCGACAAAUCUCGAAUUGAAGCGAUCGUGUCAGUGUUCGUCGCUGUUCACCCUCACGAAACCUCUGCCUUGAUCUACUCGACCUCUUCCUUCUUCUUCAUUUUGAGUGCGUAUUUUGUGGUGCUUCCUUUGCGGGACGAAGGUGCGAUUUCUUUGGGGUUGAAGAAUCUUCCGGGCCUUUUCGUCGGGUCGUUGCUGCUCACGUUGGUGGCCGCCCCUGUUUCCACGCUCAUUUUCUCACUGCCAAAGCUUUCUAAACGGAAGGAAAUGCGUACAUUGAACUCCACUAUAAAGGGAGAGCUGAAGUUUGCAUUUAAUCAAACAAUCCCUGCAAAUUCUGCUGGCUGGGUGAACCACGGGUGGUUUUAUAUUGCAGUUAGGAUUGCCUUGUUCCUUUGGAUUGCUUUGCUUAAUCUUAUAACCAUUUCAUCUACAUGGGCCAGAGUAAUUGACGUGAUGGACUGUGAGUCAGGUUCAAGAUUGUUUGGGUUUAUUGGAGCUGGUGCUACGCUGGGCCAGCUCAUCGGUUCACUAUUUGCCACUGGAAUGGCUUGGUUAGGCCCCUAUUUGCUCCUUGUUGCUGCGCUCUUGCUGGAAUUUGCUGCGCAAUCUUCAAUAGGAAUUCACAAGGACGAAUCCCAGCAUCAAGAUGAACAAUCUCCUUUGAGAAGAGCUGAUAAUAAUCACACGAGAGACCCCAGGGAACAAAGUUCGACUGCUGUAAAAUCACCUUCCCCUAGAUCUUCUCCUUCUACAGAGAAAACUCAGUUUUGGACAAUACUGGAAGGACUCAGCUCAUAUUAUCUUCAAGUUAUUUACUGCAAGUUGCACUAUUACUAUGGCUCAGUGCAGUUGUGUCCUCUUUCUUCUACUUCCAGUACAGUUGAAAGCCCUGUUGCUCGGAGAAAAUUGUUCGCCCAGAUCAAUAGCUUUAUUGCUGUUUUCAUCCUUGGCGGACAACUAACUUUAACGGGCCGUAUACUUACAGUUGCUGGGGUUACUAUAGCUAUUUGCUCUGCACCGUUUGUUGGGUUCAUGAAUCUUAUUGCUUUAGCCGUAUGGCCUUCAUGGAUUGCAGUUGCCAUAUCCGAAACUUUACGAAAGGUAGUUAUGUAUGUUGUCACUAGACCCGGAAGAGAACUACUCUUCACUGUUGUUACACAAGAUGAGAAGUAUAAAGCAAAGGUAUGUAUAGAUGUGAUUGUUCAGAGGCUUGGUGAUGCCACUGCAGCUGGAAUGUACAAGCUAUUCUUUAGCACUUCAAAUGCCAAUCCAUCCACAGUUUCCCUUUAUGCAUUGCCUGUGUGUUUGUUGUGGAUAGUCACGGCUUUCAAUUUAGGACGAAGACAAACACAGCUUGCUAAGUACAGGCUAGCUCAAUCAACAUGAUGAUCGGACAAUGUUUUAACCUUAGUUUUAUUUGUAUAGGAUGAUUGGACUACAUUAAUCUAAAACUGUAAUAAAAUUGUCUAUUCGAAAUAUUUUCGAGCUAAUGUACUUUGGAUACGCGCAAAGUUUUUGCGAGUUUUAUUCAAGAUUUUCUCAAGAAACCUUGAUGUCUGUAUUCGUGGAUAAUUUGCAGAACAAAUGUGGCAGAUAAUUGGUAAUAAUAAUAGUUUGUG